CUACAUAUGUACGAUGUUAGUUUGUUUGUUUUGAAAGCAUUCACGCGCCUCAUAAUUCCUCUUGGACCGACUAGUUAUUGUUUUGAUUUGAUUGAAAACGUCGAACAUUAUCUGAGGAUGUCUGCUAAGCGUGGAGUGGAGUUUUUAAAAUCUGUUGCAGAAUAUUAUGGAAAGGCUGGAGGUCAUGAUAGUCUUACCAAUGUGUUCAAAGUAACUGGCGGCGGAGAUGGCCGGUGUAUUGGCGAAUUUCUUGUUGCAAAGUCCCAUUUAAAUGCCGCUGGUACCUUACAUGGCGGCUUCAUUGCCACAAUAGUCGACCAUGUUACAAGCUAUGCCUUGAUGUCGACCGAUUCUCAUCCGGGGACCAGUGUCGAUCUACGUGUUAGCUAUAUGUCACCUGCCAAAGAAUCUGAUGAUGUAAUUGUCGACGCUACUACUCUAAAAGUUGGCAAAUCUCUGGCCUUUAUUGACUGUGUUCUGAGAAAGAAAUCGGAUGGUACAAUUAUAGCCAAGGGUGGACAAACAAAGUAUGUUAAUUUUAAAAAGUAAAAAAAAACUUUGUAUGAAACUGUCGUUAAUUGUUUUUAUUUUUUUUUGUGUAUAAUUGUUUUAACGUAUUUUUAAAAUUUAACAUAAUCAUAGAAUAAAAAGAGAAAUUUAUCUUACUUUGA
Messenger RNA from Musca domestica (house fly), 671 nucleotides. Its product is annotated as acyl-coenzyme A thioesterase 13. The record is from RefSeq and is a predicted model, not a curated record. NCBI's taxonomy places the organism in Eukaryota, Metazoa, Arthropoda, Insecta, Diptera, Muscidae. The transcript is spliced from 2 exons. Gene Ontology annotation, molecular function: fatty acyl-CoA hydrolase activity. Bases 7 to 549 code for a protein of 180 amino acids.